UUGACUAUGGAACGCGGGGCCACAGCUAGAAAUGAGCCCAUGGACAAAGGCUCUUUGUCUAUAGCAUAUGGAUCUGAAUCCCACAGCCUGAGUCAGGUCUUGGCCACAGAACCUACCCAGUGCUGUUGAAGACGUCAAGGAUCUUGUAGUUAGUAAUAUAGCAAUAAGGUUGUGGCUGUGACCUGGUGGCACCCAGGACUGACCACCCCUGCCUCCUCCCGAGGUAUCAUGAGCUCAGUCAUGUGCUUCUCUGGGGGACUCUGUUUUUGCUGCUGAACCCCAGUGCCCAUAUGUACGGGGAGGGUCACACAGGGCAGUAGAGUAAAUGUGCCCAGAGAGGUUAGCUAAUCUACCCAGUCACAGAGCUAGCAGGAAGUAACUUAGAGCAAGAGCAGGACUUCACUGCACUCUCUGGGAGCCUCUGCCAAACAGUUGUAACCUUUAGGGUGUCCUAGGUAUGGGGUGCAUAGUGUUCCCUUAGGUCCACGUUUCUGAGAUUAUGAUGUUGCAGGCAGGGGCCAGCUGGGUUGUAGACUGCCUUCCUUGGGCACUUGUAUGCUAGGCAACUGGACCUUGGAGGAGUUACCCACAAGUCCGCACCUUCUGGGAGUUCUUGAGCUGUCCAGGGAGCUUAUGGGAAGGACACUAUGACCUAGGCAUCUGGGGUAUCCUGAGCUGGGCUUCACUCACUGGGUGAGAAGUGGGCAUUGGGUGGGCCUUUCAGGCAUAUGGGGGUAGAACUGUGGGUGAUUAUGGCGGCCAUUGAGACAAAGCCUGGAGGGGUAUGGCCCUCUUGAUGGGCAUUUGAUAUAAGCAGAUGGCUGUUGGAGCCUCUGAAGCUAUCUGGGUUUGAGACCAGGAAUCAAUGUCAGGUUCCAGGCAAUACUGCUAGUUAAGCUCUCAGUGGCACCUGUGGCCCGGUAUUCUCAGCCUAUAACAUCCAUAAGAGUCCUGUCUGGCCAGCCUGGGUCCUACUCCCUGCCUCCACCAAGGGCCUGACACCCAGGGGAGGAAGGGUAUUUAACUGCAGGAGUUGGCUGUGGUCCUGGCUCUCCACACUCCCCAUGGACUCUGUCUGCAGUGCUGAUUCCUGGGAAAGGCCUGGCUGCCAUCCUGCGGACACUUUACCUGUUCCACGAUGAAGAGUAUGCCCGGGCCCAUGGCCUGCCUGAGGACUUGCUGGUGCUACCAAGCACUAUGCACAGUACCAGGGCUUUGUGGUCAUCCACGGCACGGACACCAUGGCCUUUGCUGCCUCAGUGCUCUCCUUCAUGCUGGAAAACCUGCAGAAACCCAUCAUCCUCACUGGUGCACAGGUGCCCAUCCAUGCACUGUGGAAUGACGGCCGUGAGAACUUGCUGGGGGCCCUGCUCAUGGCCGGCCAGUACAUCAUCCCUGAGGUCUGUUUGUUUUUCCAAAAUCAGCUUUUUCGAGGCAACCGAACCACCAAGGUGGAUGCUCGAAGGUUUGCAGCCUUCUGUUCCCCCAACUUGCCCCCUCUGGCCACUGUGGGUGCAGAUGUCACAAUUAACCAGGAGCUAGUGCGGAAGGUCAGCGGGAAGGACCAGCUGGUGGUGCACAGCAACAUGGAGUGCAACGUGGGCCUGUUGCGCCUCUACCCGGGGAUUUCUGCCUCCCUGGUCCGUGCCUUCCUGCAGCCCCCACUGAAGGGUGUGGUCAUGGAGACCUUCGGCUCCGGCAACGGGCCCACCAAGCCAGACCUGCUGCAGGAACUGCGGGCGGCGGCUGAGCAAGGCCUGGUCAUUGUCAAUUGUACCCACUGCCUUCAGGGGACAGUGACCUCAGACUACGCAUCUGGCAUGGGUAUGGCAGGUGCUGGCAUUGUCUCAGGCUUUGACAUGACGUCAGAAGCUGCCCUGGCCAAGCUGUCCUAUGUGCUAGGCCAGCCAGGGCUGAGCCUAGGUGACCGUAAGGAGCUGCUGGCCAAGGACCUUCGUGGGGAGAUGACGGUACCCAGAGCAGAGGAGGACCGGUCCUCACUGCAGGGCAGCAGGGUAGCAUGGCUCCUCAGUCUAAACAGCAGCCAGGAGGCUAAUGACAUGCAGGACAUCCUGAUGCCUAGUCUGGUCCUGGCUGCAGCCCAUGCUGGUGACCUGAACACUCUGCAGGCCCUCGAAGAGCUGGGCAGAGAUCUACGCUUAGAGGACUGUAGUGGUCAAACCCCACUGCAUGUGGCUGCACGGAGGGGCCAUGCUGCAGUGGUCACCAUGCUGCUGCAGAAGGGUGUGGAUGUGAAUGCCCAGAAUGAGGAUGGCCACAGUCCACUGUUGCUGGCUGUGAGGGGCAGGCAUCAGAGUGUCAUUGGGCUGCUGCGGGCUGCUGGGGCUUCCCUGUCUCCCCAGGAGCUGGAGGAUGUCGGGACAGAACUGUGCAGGGCAAGUAACCCCACAUACCCUUUCCAGCCAGGAUGCCCCUGUGGCCUGCUAGAGUCCAGGGCCUUCUUGAACCCUAUACCUCCUGGGUCUCCUCCAGCUGUCUGUGUUUCCUUCUGUCUUGAGACCGGCCAGACACCUCGCAAAGGCUGUGUUGUGAAAUAUGAAACUGUCAGGGGAAUGCCUGGCAGGCUGGCAUCCAGAGCGGACAGCGAAGGCUUGCAAGCGUGGUGGCAGGCAGGGGCUGACCUAGAACAGCUAGGCUAUGAUGGGCAUUGUGCCUUGCAAGUAGUCUCUCUCCCCCUCAGGCUGAAGCAGCUGGGAAUUCGGAUGUGGUGGCCCUGCUGCAGAGCUUUCAGGGCAGGGUUGGUACCCAGCCCCAGGCCCCCUAAGUUGCAGGGCAGAGCUGGCAUCCCCUCAGUGAGCUUCCAUUGGUCUGUGGCUGGAUCCUGGCACCUGGUGUCCCAGAGCGGGUUCUGGAGACAGCCUGAUGAGGCUGAGACAGGCAGCCAAACUGUACAGAGCCUCUCUUGGGAGCUUCUGGGAGGAACACGCUGUCUGAGGAGAUGGGGGCUACUGGAGGAGCUUGACAGUCUUGCUUUGGGCGCCUGGGAGGGCCCCGCAGCGUUCCACCUUGCCUGAGGAAUUAGGCCUGUAUCCAGAUGGCAUCCAUCCCCAUUUCAUUAUCUGGUAGUCCUGGAGUUUGGACACUGACUGGGUAUAGACAGGGCACCCAGGGUUGGGUAGGGCUAGGGAAGCCCUGCCUCUUUACCUGGGCCUCCACGUGUCCUCAGCAGACCUCGUUUCCAGGAAGUGCUCCCUGGCCUCUCACCUGCCAUCCUACUGUAGUGUGAGACCUUCCUUACUGCUGGAGGGACCUCACCCACACUGACCCCUUUUGCCAAGACAGUGUCCUCUCUGCUGGAACUCCCAGGCCUGUUUGCAAGACAAAUUGGGAGGUCUUUGUUGAACAGAAUGUCAAUAAAGUUGUUGUGGGGGACAGCUGCCUCCCCAGGUCU
Nannospalax galili (Upper Galilee mountains blind mole rat) is the source of this 3412-nucleotide messenger RNA. It is a transcript of the gene Aspg, whose product is annotated as asparaginase. The transcript has 14 exons. Bases 1242 to 3035 code for a protein of 597 amino acids. NCBI's taxonomy places the organism in Eukaryota, Metazoa, Chordata, Mammalia, Rodentia, Spalacidae. Gene Ontology annotation, biological process: amino acid metabolic process. Gene Ontology annotation, molecular function: asparaginase activity; protein binding. The record is from RefSeq and is a predicted model, not a curated record.